AUGGACAUGCCUGAUAAGAUGCGCGCCGCACAGAUUGUAGAGUAUGAGAAACCGUAUCAAUUGUGUGAGCGAGCUGUGCCUCGAUGCGGAGACAAUGAUCUUCUCGUCGAAGUUUACGCAGCCGGCUUCUGUCAUUCAGAUCUCCAGGUCUGGAAUGGCCAAUUUCCGGCGGCGCUUCCCAUGAUACCAUCGCACGAGCCGGCUGGAAAGAUUGUACAGAUUGGCGCGAAAGUGCAAGGCUCAUGGAAAGUUGGAGAUCGCGUUGGCGUUCUCAACUACAAGAAUGCUUGUGGACAAUGCGCAGGAUGUCGACAGCAUGGAAGACGAGCGAAACGUCCUGAUCCUCGCUUCUGCCAGAGCAGAAUUGUCGCUGGCUUCAAACACGACGGCGCAUUCGCAGACUACAUGCUGGCAGAUCCUAACACCACUGUGCAUCUCCCUGAUGGAGUUUCUUUCGAACAGGGAGCGCCGUUGAUGUGUGCUGGUGCGACGGUAUGGGGCGCGUUGCGAAAGCUGAGUCCCCAGAUUCAGCCAGGUGAUGCCGUAGCCAUAGUAGCCAUGGACAACCGUGAACAAGGCCGUCGGCUUGCGCUCGACUUGCCCGACAACCUGAGACCUGAUCUAGUCAUGGACUCAAGCGCUAAGAAUGCCGAAGAGAAGAUACUAGAGUUUACUUCAGGCGAAGGUCUCGCGGGCAUCGUAGUAUGCACAGAUUCGAUACCAGCCAACGCGUGGUGUCUUCAGCAACUGGGCAACGGCGGUGUUAUGGUCCCGCUAGGUCUACCAAAAGACAGCUGGAAGUUUGACUCUGAAGCUAUGGUAUUCCAUGAGCUCACCAUAAAAGGCAGCUAUGUCGCUAGUGCGGAGGAAGUUGAGUCCAUGCUCAAGGUCGUAGCCAAGCACGGCAUCUCGUCUCAUUUGACCGUGCUGAGCUUUACGGAGAUACCCAGUCUCAUAGAAAGAUACCAGCAUGCAUCUAUGAAAGGCCGACUAGUAAUCAAUAUGAAAGGAUAA
This is a messenger RNA of Alternaria ventricosa, 1014 nucleotides long. RefSeq lists its product as uncharacterized. The record is from RefSeq and is a predicted model, not a curated record. Gene Ontology annotation, molecular function: oxidoreductase activity. Lineage: Eukaryota; Fungi; Ascomycota; Dothideomycetes; Pleosporales; Pleosporaceae. The transcript is spliced from 4 exons. Bases 1 to 1014 code for a protein of 337 amino acids.